Messenger RNA from Spea bombifrons (plains spadefoot toad), 1618 nucleotides. It is a transcript of the gene MBD4, whose product is annotated as methyl-CpG binding domain 4, DNA glycosylase. Gene Ontology annotation, molecular function: pyrimidine-specific mismatch base pair DNA N-glycosylase activity; DNA binding. The transcript is spliced from 8 exons. The record is from RefSeq and is a predicted model, not a curated record. Gene Ontology annotation, cellular component: nucleus. Bases 6 to 1433 code for a protein of 475 amino acids. NCBI's taxonomy places the organism in Eukaryota, Metazoa, Chordata, Amphibia, Anura, Pelobatidae. Gene Ontology annotation, biological process: DNA repair.
UCAAUAUGGCUUCUCCUGCGCCCGACAGUUCGGAAGCUACCUACCCCGCCGAUGACCAGAUCACGGCUCCCCAGAUUACUACACAGCCAUUGUCGAGUACUGCAGAGUCCCUUGGGAAUGUAGAUUCCAAAUUUGCCAGUUCAGAUAUUAUUUGUAGCAUUCCAGAUGGAUGGAAAAAGAUAAUAAAACAGAGGCAAUCGGGCAAAACAGCCGGGAAAUUUGAUGUAUUAUUUCUAAGCCCCCGGGGGACAAAGUUCAGAUCCAAACGUUCUAUUAAAAAUUAUAUUGAUAACAAUAAAGAUGCCAACCUUAAAGUUGAUGACUUUGAUUUCUCCUCCUCGUUUCCAUCCCAUCAGAUAGUAAAACAAGACAAUAUCACUCAAGCAGGAAAAAAUGAGAACACACCAAUGUGUAGUCAAUGCCUUGGUAGCCAAAUUGCUGCGGAAGACAUACACGUUCUUGGAGAAAAACAGAUAAAUGGUAAAGAUCCCAGUAGGAAAAGGGUUAAAAGUCUUAGGACGCUGUCAGAGAAAUAUAUGAAGGAUGGCGUGAAGAUCAAAAGGCCAAGAAAAAGUUCUUCUUCUAAGCAAGAUUCGCAAACUAAGCCAAAACGAAAUACCCAGAGCCGGCCUGGGAAGAAAAAUGUUGGUGACAGAAAACCAAGAGAAAAAAAAUGCAAUGAUUCAGAACCAAAAGUUAAGGCGAGUUCUGUUGAACCACUCCAACAUUCUGAAAAUGAGAUGCCGGAGAUGCCCGUGGAGCAAUCUGAAGGAGUAUUAACCUCGGAGAAAGGAGAACAUCAAACUCCUCCAUGUCCUUUGGAGUCCAGUGACUCGAGUAAUGACUCCUGUCCUGAUGAUCAAAAUACGAUGACCUCCAUUAAAAAUGCAAAAGAUUUAAUCCCAAGAUCACAAGUGGAAAAACGUAAAACCAGUCCUUAUUUCUCCAGCAAAGCGAUCAAAGAAGCGCUGGAGCCUCCUAAAAGAAAAGCCUUUAUGAAGUGGACUCCCCCUCGGUCUCCCUUUAAUUUAGUUCAGGAAACUUUGUUUCACGAUCCAUGGAAACUUCUCCUCGCUACCAUCUUUUUAAACAAAACCUCUGGAAAAAUGGCAAUACCAGCCCUGUGGGACUUCUUGGAGAAAUACCCAACUCCUGAAGUAACCAGAUCCGCAGAUUGGAAGGCAAUGUCCGAAUUACUGCAGCCGCUGGGACUCUAUGAACUCCGGGCGAAGGCCAUCAUCAGGUUUUCAGAUGAAUAUCUGACCAAGAGUUGGAGAUAUCCCAUUGAACUCCACGGAAUCGGAAAAUACGGCAAUGAUUCUUACCGGAUCUUCUGUGUGAACGAGUGGAAAGAGGUCCACCCAGAAGAUCACAAGCUCAACAAAUACCAUGCCUGGCUGUGGGAGAAUCGAGAUAACCUUGGACUGAAAUGAAUAAUAUUGGCUUUUAUGCAUAAAAUAAUUCACCUAUUUGUAUGUUUGGCCCGUUUUAUAACCGAACUGUCUUUCUGUCCUAGUAUCCGUAUGUCAGGCUUUUAACAUAUCAAAUUUUAUAUUACUAAAUUAUUUUUUUAUAUUUAAUCAGUUCUUAAAUAACUAAAUAAACCAUUUUUUUUUUA